CCCAGGGCCCGCUCAGCCUCCUCCCCUAAAGAGGACCGCCCGGCUGCGUUGUGCCAGAGCAGAGCACAAGGAAGAAAGUUUGGAGUGCAGAGGGGAGUUGGAUCGCCGGAGGAAGGGAACCAGAAGACAGGGACUUCCACUCCAAGUUUGUGCUGCCGUCGCCGCGACCCGGAGGCGCCCGCCCCGCAGCGCGCCGCAGCAGCCAGACUUCAGCCCACCCAGAGAAAUGGGACUCUCGGUCCGGGUCCGAGGCAGGCGCUAGACGCUGGGCCAGAGGCGGGGGAGGAACUUCUCUUGAGAGCUGUCGCCGUGGGCCCUCAUUGUCUGCAGGAACUCUCCGGAAUCCGGAGGGGAAGGACUGGAUCGCUCUUCCACUGGGAUUCGUCAGGAGUUCCGGCGGCAGCUGAAGCAGUCGGUUGCAGAGUCUCCCUUUGUCCUCCUAGGACCUCCCUCCUUCCAUUUCUCCCUCCGUCAGUUAGUGGGUUCCGCUGCCCCAGGCGCCAGCGACCUAGUUGCUCGCUGUCUCCCACCCCAGGAUCCCUGGUAACUCCUACCACCGUAGUGUCCUCACUGAGUCGAGCCGAGGGGGCUGCGAGCAGGACGGAAUCGCAGGCCCCUGGCCGCAGGAUGGUGGCGGGACUGUCCCUGGCCCACAGUCCCGGGAGCUGGCUGGUCCCGGGGCUGUGGCUGCUGGCGCUCUGCGGUCCUGGGGGGCUGCUGAGAGCCCAGGAGCAGCCCUCCUGCAGAGGAGCCUUUGAUCUCUACUUCGUCCUGGACAAGUCUGGGAGUGUGGCAAAUAACUGGAUUGAAAUUUACAAUUUUGUCCAGCAACUUACAGAGAGAUUUGUGAGCCCUCAAAUGAGAUUAUCUUUCAUUGUGUUUUCUUCUCAAGCGACCAUUAUUUUGCCAUUAACUGGAGACAGAGGCAAAAUCAGUAAAGGACUGGAAGAUUUAAAACAUGUUGUUCCAACAGGAGAGACAUACAUCCAUGAAGGACUGAAGCUUGCAAAUGAACAAAUUCAGAAAGCAGGAGGCUUUAAAACCUCCAGUAUCGUAAUUGCUCUGACAGAUGGUAAGUUGGACGGUCUGGUGCCAUCAUAUGCAGAGAAAGAGGCAAAGGUUUCCAGGUCAUUUGGGGCUAGAGUUUAUUGUGUUGGUGUCCUUGACUUUGAACAAGCUCAGCUCGAAAGAAUUGCUGAUUCCAAGGAACAAGUUUUCCCUGUCAAAGGUGGAUUUCAAGCUCUUAAAGGAAUAAUUAAUUCUAUACUAGCUCAGUCAUGCACGGAAAUCUUGGAAUUGCAGCCCUCAAGUGUCUGUGUGGGGGAGAAAUUUCAAAUUGUUUUGAAUGGAAGAGGAUUCAACUUGGGCAGCCGGCAUGACAGUGUUCUCUGUACUUAUACAGUAAAUGAAACAUACACAAAAAGUGUAAAGCCAGUAAGUGUGGAGCUUAAUUCUAUGCUUUGUCCUGCACCUACCCUGAAUAAAGUUGGAGAAACUCUUGAUGUUUCAGUGAGCUUUAAUGGAGGAAAAUCUGUCAUCUCAAGUUCAUUACUAGUCACAGCCACAGAAUGUUCUAAUGGGGUUGCAGCCAUCAUUGCCAUUUUGGUGUUACUGCUGCUCUUGGGCAUUGGUUUGAUGUGGUGGUUUUGGCCCCUUUGCUGCAAAGUGGUUAUCAAGGAUCCCCUGCCUCCACCACCACCCUCUGCGCCGGUAGAGGAAGAAGAAGAACCCUUGCCUAACAAGAAAUGGCCAACUGUGGAUGCUUCCUAUUAUGGUGGCAGAGGGGUUGGAGGAAUUAAGAGAAUGGAGGUUCGUUGGGGUGAUAAAGGAUCUACUGAGGAAGGUGCAAGGCUAGAGAAAGCCAAAAAUGCUGUGGUGACAAUUCCUGAAGAAGUAGAGGAACCCAUCAGGCCCAAGCCACCUCGACCCAAACCCACAUACCAGCCUCCUCAGACAAAGUGGUACACACCAAUCAAGGGUCGUCUUGAUGCACUCUGGGCUUUGUUGAGGAGGCAGUAUGAUCGGGUUUCAUUGAUGCGACCACAGGAAGGAGACGAGGGCCGUUGCAUAAACUUCUCCCGAGUUUCGUCUCAGUAAAAGGAAAGCAGGAAGACCAAGAAGGUAUGAAGAUGGUACAUCUUCACACUGCUGAAUUCCAACCAAAUGAGAAACUAAUAAGUGCAUUUUAGAAGUUUUUGGAAGAGCAGCUUUAUUCCUUUCAGUCAGGAAAUGUUUUCUCUGCCUUCUGCUUUGCUUGCACCAGACAUUUCCAAACAUUUGUUCUGCCAUCUACACGGCAGUUGAUGAAACCCAGUGGCAACUCAUGAUUCAUCACACUGAAAAUAAGGAAGAACUUUAAUGUACAUGCUCUGGUUUGCACAAGAAAGUUUGAAUGUGUGGAAGAGGAACAAAGCAAAAAUGACAGCAAGAAGAUGAUAUCAAAACAGGGACCACAAAACAACUGGCCGUGAUGGAUCUUUAAUGGAGAAAGGAGUGUUUAACAUGGAAACAUGGCACUUGUGUUUUUACAUGGCAAGAUUGUUUAGCCACGGGCAGAGUAUAAAAUUUCCCACCAGGCUAAGCAAAUAAAGGGGUCUAUUGCCUUAUAGCUCUGUCAGAUCACAAAAUCUUUCCAAGUCGCCCACCACAACGUGCCUUACGGGAAGCUUCUGACUGGACUUCUUGUCAUUCUAACACUGAAAAGUGCACACGCAUGACAAAAUGUAGACAGGAUGCCUCAAGGUAUUGGUAGCAAGCAAGAUUGUGCCCUUUAGUUCUUGAAGACACCUUUCUUUCAUUAUGCACUCGGGAAAAGAAGAAAUUAAUAGAGCGUUAUUCCACAGGAAGACAGCCACUAGGCAGAGAUCUUGAGUGGAGUAUAAGGGACUCAUAAUUAAGAACUUGUCCCUGUGAUUGGUAGAUUUACCCCUCUUUUAAUGUGUAGGGUUUAGUAGUGCAUAAAGCAUUAAUAUCUGUAAACAUACCUAGGAGUUUUGUUUGCUUUUAAUUUAAAGGAAGCAGUAACAUCGAAGCUUCCGCUCAGGGUUUUUUCUUUCUCCAAGUCUCUGAGGGCUCUUCAGCGUCACAAGCCAGCAACUCUCUUUGCAUGAAAAUUUCAAAGUUUAAUUAAUAUAAUUAAAGGCAACAGCAAGCAGCAGCCUGUGAAGAUUUUGCUCAUCUUUUUUAUGCCUUUUGACAUUGAAUGACCUAUUACUGUAUGCACAUUACUUGGAUUUUGAGGAGCACUUCACCUUGGUUAUGAUUCAGUAGAGAAAAAAAAGAUCUCCACUCAUCAAUUUAUAAAUUAAAUUUUCAGGAAGAUCGGCCACCACAAAACAUCGAAAAUGUAUGUAUUAUAAUUUUUUAGAAAAACCACCAUCGUGUCAUGUCGACAAUGCCAAAUUAUGUUAGCGUGAGCAGAAACACUGUGGGGGAGGAAGAAGGCAGCAGCUGAAGAAAAAAGCUCAAAUGAUCUAGUCACUUUCGAUACUGUACUUCAGAUGCGAAAUGGAUAUUCGACUCGAAACCUGACAAAGCGCGCCUGCUUUGAUGUGAACUGGUAUAGACAAUGACCAGUGGCUGGGUCAGUGGGAUGUCUCUCUGCGAGCACAGAGGCUUAUCAAAUGACACUAAAAAUAAGUUCAACAACCAUCACAUUGGAGGGGAGAAGGCGAACAUUUCAUGUUUGGCGGGCAUGUGAGUGCACGAGAUGGAAAGAGCGAUUUGGAGCAACCCAGUAUAAUUACCCCCGUUGUGCUCUUAAUGGAUAUUUCAAAGGACGGCAGUGAUUUUGUUGGUUGGUGUCCAGAGUUGUGGCACUGUUCCAAGAAGCCUUACAAACACAAAUAUACGUAUAUAGACACACACACACACACUCACACACACAUAUAUAUAUACUCUAGUUUGAAUCUUUUGCUCAAGUUUAUUUAUGUCACUGGCUGGCUGGAUCCAAAGUCAUGUGUCUACAUAUUCAUAAAUAAAAAUUUACUUGUGCCUCUGCUACCAUUUUCUUUAAGCCUACAUAAACUCAAGCCUUGUUUGGUUGAAUAUAUAAUUGUCUUGGUUAGUUUCAGGGACAGAAUUAUAUUGAGUUCCAACAUGUCUUUUAUGUUCACAAAUGAUACUAUUAGCAGUAACUAUUCAUGUGUGCAAGUGUGACUUGGAAGCCAGAUACAUAUGCAGUUAAUUAGUUCUUGUAGACCUUCGUUCUACAUUUGCAUCUGGGACAGCGCCUAUUGCUAUUUUCUUAAAUUGGCACUUCAUUUCUGACAAGUGCACACUCCUAAAUGGCAUUUAAGAAUAUUAAGGAUGCUUAGAGGCUGAGGCUGUUUCUUUGAUAGUUACUUUGAAUUUGUCUAGUAUCAUAUGGCAUUUGUAUGACACUUGUAUUUUGCUACAUGAGCAAUGUAAGUAGAUAACGGCUCUUAAAUGGUAAAAUAGCUUUCUGUAGAUUGUCAUGCAAAUGAAUUUUCAGUUCUAACAUAACUAUGAAGAGCUCUCAAUGAGGGAGAGGCAAUGGUCUAUUGUAGUCUAAUAAAAAACCCUCAUAAAGUUCAAAGACAGAUGGAAUUUUAUUACACUUAAAGAUGUGAAUCAGAUCUUUGUUAUGAUUUUCUCUGAUUAACUAACAAAUGAGAAGAAUUUGCUUUAAAGAGUACUGUUUUCUUACCAAAGGACUAAAUUGAAAAAUUCUACAUCUUUUAAACAGGAAAAUAAAAGCUUAGAAUAAAGCCAUUUCUGUAAGUUUAAUAACAUUUUAUAUUUAAUGUAAAAAACUAACUCCUGUUUAAUAUUUUGGACAUAAUGUCCUUGAAGAUCUACUUUCUGUGAAUAAACGAGUAAGUCUUUAUCCAUAAUCCGUUUGUGCUGCAUAAGGUUGCAAAAACAAUUAAGUGGGAAAUGACUCCUAACUUAUGUGUCUACUCUGUCUGGAAAGAAAGUUUUGAAGACAUCUAUAUAUAUUUCAUAACAAUGUCUGUUCUUUAUGGAUUUGAUCCAUAAAUAUUUAUCUAUCUGAAAACUUUGAUACUUGGAAUGUUUUCCUUUAAGCAUUUGGUGCUCCCAGAAAAAACAUUUGGUGCUGAGAGUUACAGCACUGAUGCCUUUCCCCAAGUUAAUUCUAUUUUAAAAUUUUAUAUUUCCUUGUCAAUGAAAUGUAGAGUAACAUUUGAGACCCUCCAUUAAGUAGGGAGCAGCAUCUGUCACUAUGGAUAAUUACUAUUUUGACAAAAAUAUGUAAGGUUUAAACCUUCUAUAUUUCAAAUCGUUAGAGAAAAAGCAAUUUGCUUAUAUUUCCUUUAAACUUUAUUCUAACCAUUUUAAAUCAUAAAUUAUUCAAUAUUUGUUUUUUAAAUAAAUUUUUACUGGAUAAAAGAUCGAGAGUCUCUGUGAACUUAAUAACUUUAAAUAGCCAUGACCAUUGUUUACUAAUUAGAGGAAAUUUAUUAGUUUUUUUAAAUUAAAACUAUAUUAUGGACAACAAAAUGUCUAAAAUAUUUUUGCUUCAUGAAUUACACAUAUUCUUUAAUUUUAAGAGGGCAAAACACAAUAAGGUCACAUUUACAAAUAUUGUAAAGCAUUGUAACUUCCUCCACUGCAAAGCCUCGUGGUUCACUUUUACAAGGUUUUGUACAGCAUCACAUUACUUUAGGAAAUUUAUUAGUGUUAUUGCUACUGGAAAAUUUUGGUGGUUGUAUGUGCACAGUAGAAAUAUAUCCAUUAGUUUCAUACGAAAGAAAAUCUAGAAUCUAGAAUCAUAGAUCAUCUCUGGUGCAUCUAUUGUAUGUUUAAGGCAAGAAACAAGGUGAGGCUAGAAAAUGUCUAUUUGCAGAUAAUAAAGUGAAUGCAACCAUAUAGUCUAGUCUUGGAGUUAGAUUAAUAUUUUAUUUAGUAAAUGUCUAUAGCAUAUUUCUGAGAACACUUCAGUUUUGGUAUAGCUAUACGUUUAAUAGAUUCUAAUUCAGUCAACUUGAUAAAAGAAAGAAAAAUUCUUUUCUUUCUCAUAAUGUAGCAAGCCCCGUGCUUGUUUUUUAGGUACUUUAUUUUUAUGCUUUUCUGCCAAAAGAAAAUGCUGAUAAGCGCACAACAUAACAUGCAAAUUUAUAUUAAAAUGUGCUUGUUCAGAUUGCUUUUCAAGAUCUAUAUGAAGGUAAGGUGUGUGUGUGUGUGUGAGUGUGUGUAUCUAUGUGUGUGUGUGAGAUAGAGUGACUGAGUGUGAUACAUGCUACAAAUCGUCUUGGCUUAGGAAUCUGGUGAUGGAGGGCCUAGACCAUAGACCUAGCCACAACUAGCUUGCUGAAAUUGAAUGUAUCAGCUUCUCAACCACGGGCCGGAGAUGAACUGAAGAUAACUAAAGUUUCUUCCACUCUGAUAGCAUUUCUCUGAAUAUUGUCAUAUUGGAGGUUUUUGUAUUUAUAUAUCAUGUUUUUAAUAACUUGCUUUAUUUGUAAGCAUGGUAAUAUUAGCUCUGUAAACUGCUAUUUAGUUACAAAAAAGACAUUGAAGCGUAGUACAAAAUUUGAUAAUUAGCCAUAAGAGAGUAAGUUCUCAAUUAAUUUCUUAUAACUACAAUUUGUCAAAGAAGAAACUAAUAAUAAAGUUUAUAUCUGAUGAAA
Molecule: messenger RNA, 6614 nt
Organism: Pteropus alecto (black flying fox)
Lineage: Eukaryota; Metazoa; Chordata; Mammalia; Chiroptera; Pteropodidae
Gene: ANTXR2
Product: anthrax toxin receptor 2
Exons: 17
Coding region: 628-2097 (489 amino acids)
Cellular component (GO): membrane
Molecular function (GO): signaling receptor activity
Source: RefSeq, a predicted model, not a curated record